AUGUGCCGAUCUGGGGCUUGCGGAGAUGGCGAAGACGGCGAGAAAUCAUGGGACACAUCCCUGAGGCGGAUCUUCAACACCGUUCUUGACGACUGUGCCAGCUUGCGAAACGUCCUCUCUGCUGACGAGGAGGACGGCGCAUGUAGUCCGAAGGAAUCGUUCCUCUGCAUAUUGGUUCGGAAUGCGCUAUGCAUCACCAGACGAGAUCUGGUUGUAGACGAAGAGGCUCUGGUUGCGUUGCCUCGACAUUGGAGUGGGGAGCUGAGCCCUCUAUUCCGCUACAUGAGUACUCGCGUCUGCGCCCCCCUGCUUGUGUCUAUUUGCGCAGAUGUCCCCGUGGAUUCACCAACGCUCGUCCCACAAGACGAGUAUCGAAGCGGCGGGUCUGUGUCGACUAGACGCGUGGGUAGUGGCGGCCACGAGGAUGUUCGAAAGAGCACCACAUGCUCAUCUCGCGGUAACAGCGAGGCUGCUGAAAGUCCGGGCCCAAUCGAACAUCCUGAUUCUCUGCCGGUUCAUAUCGUGCCGGAACGCGAUCUAUCGGUAUCAGAAUGGCUCCGACGUCCCGUCGUGAAGGAAAUAGUCUACGAGCAGGACACUGAAGAUGAGGAAGCAAGCGAGGAUCAACGAUGUCUUUCCGAGCUCAACUUGCAUGUGCUUGACUGCCCGCGAGACCGGCCACUCCCCGUCGAUGCUGCACUGCCUAUUGUGUGCAUGGCCGAAGGGGACGUGCUACCUGUCAUCAUGGCUAGUGCGUUGUAUCAGCGGCAUGUCUGGCGUGUUCAGGAGCCACUAGUAGGAAUCUCAUUCAAGCGAUAUGAUACCUCGAUUUCUUUCCUUUUGGGGUGGAUUGAAGCGGCGAAGGGCGAUGGCCAGCAUUAUCUACCAAACAUCGACCUAGCGAAUCCGGAGUGCGUGCUGAUUGUCACGCAGUUCUUCCUCCAUCUCCACGGCUGCAUCGCAAACAUCCAGAACAACAUCGCGUUAUCACGAUCAGUACUAGCGGAAGAGCUCCGGGGAGAACGUCUUGUCCGCUGGAGGGUUGACUCAGCGACUGCUUCCGAGGAUGAGGACUGUAUUGGGGACCCUGAAGAUCUUGUCUCGGUCUGGCUGCAUGGCCUGGAAGACUCCGAGACGUUUUCGAAGGCUUGCCUCCUGUCCCGUUUAUCAGACACUCUGAUGUCCGACAUCUGCGAGUAUACGAUGUCAUUUUACUGGCCUCAGGUCUGGGGUUCGCCGGACGACAUUCCCCCAGUCGAUGCAAAUGUAACAUACCUUCUUGCUGAGUUCAAGUUACUGGUGGAGUCCCAUCAGAAAGCGAAACGACCCACACUUGAUACUCUACGCGAGAGGAAGUCCUACAUGCCCCAACAGAACCAGGAGUCUUUCAAGGCUCAAAAUGUACUUUGCCUAUUCAGUGAAGGUUCCUCUGAGUCUGUGCUCUGGAAACAAGUGGACAAGCUUCUUGUUGGCAGUCUCUCGACGAUACUCAACACAUGUUCAUUGGCGCGAGGUCGAGUCCAAGCUGGAAUACCUCUAAAUGAAGCGAGCUGGCGACAUGAUCUCGAUCGUAUUUUUUUCGAUUUUCUCGCCACUGCCACCAGUCCUGUCGCACAAUCCGACAUGGAUGAGCAAGAUAAUACCAAGGGGCAAUGGAAAGUACAUGCGAUCUUGGAGUGCAUGAUUGCGCUCCCUCGAAGUGUCUACGGUGGUUACAAUUUGGAGGAUCGCGGGGAUCGCGAGUCUAUCAAGCAAGAUGCACGGAGAUUUGUCAAUACUGUUGAUGAUCUCUUUCGCGCUGACUGGAAAGACUUGGACGAGAACAAGGAGACUGUAGAGAGGGACAUCCAUCGCGGGCUGAGCGUACUUUGGGCGCAAUGGCGAGAUACACUGACGCCUGACAGCAUCAAGGAACGACUGGCCAUAAGUCCCACCCAGGCAAAAUGCGAUGCAGUAGGUCUUCUGCGCAUGCCAGUAUGCCUAAACCUAGACAAGAAGACUUUUGACUCGUACAAAUUCAUAAAGUCACUGUCGGCCCUCAACCCAUCUCCAUCACCUGCUCUAGGCACUGGGGACAGCCUUCAGCCUGCCAAGAAGAAAUCCAAUACGACAGCCCUUCCAUCCAAGUCGAGUGUCAUUAAUUACAUCACAUUCAACUCCGCUGUACGCGAAACCUCGACACCGUAUAGAACUUCCCAGGAAACUAAUCAGGUAUCAUCCGAAAAAUCUGACAGGGCCGGUCUGGAAGAACAAAUGAGCAAGCUGCAGAUGAAACACUUACCUCAAAAGACUGCACGCUCAGGGCGGCGUGACAAGCCUGAGGAAACAUCCUACCUCGAGCUUCCACUAAUUCUUGUUGAGUAUAAGCGGCCCACAACGUCAUGCGAGCAGGGCCAAAACCAGCGACGCCUAUACUGCACCUCUGCAGCACGAUUUUUGGAGGCGAUCGGCAUCGUCGAGUUUCCAAUCUUUAGUGUUCUCUCCGAUGGCCCGUAUACCGUACUUGCUACUACCUGGGUCAAAGACGGCAUUGUACAGAUCUUCGAACGGCACAUGGUGUCGUUCGAUGUCUCCAACCCACUCGGCGCGUGGCAUUACGCCACUGUGAUGGCGCGCAUUGCCGUCUUCUGGGGCACUGCAUUGGGAGACUAUUUUGUAAAGGUGCAGGGUCAAUUUGAAAAAGAUGCGAAGGAGGGCGAUCGGAAGUUGCAAUGGACACAGACCCACCAGGCGUUCCAUCACAGUGCGACGACGGCUCCGAAGGCUCCACCGGAGACCACUGAGAAUGCGACCACGACGUCCGGUAGUUAA
Messenger RNA from Postia placenta MAD-698-R-SB12, 2811 nucleotides. RefSeq lists its product as hypothetical. The transcript has 7 exons. The record is from RefSeq and is a predicted model, not a curated record. NCBI's taxonomy places the organism in Eukaryota, Fungi, Basidiomycota, Agaricomycetes, Polyporales, Adustoporiaceae. The coding region runs from base 1 to 2811 and encodes 936 amino acids.